UAUAAAUGUUUUAUUGUCCGUGACUUCGUGAUAAUUUCACUGCGCAUGUGUGUAGCGAAGGGAAGUCGUAUGAGCGCCGAGCGGAAGCUGUGACGUCCUUUCUGCUCCCGGACUGCCAACCAUGGUGUUCAAACGCUUUGUAGAGAUCGGCCGUGUCGCCUACAUAUCUUUUGGUCCCCAUGCUGGCAAGCUGGUGGCCAUUAUAGAUGUUAUUGACCAAAACAGGGCGCUUGUCGACGGUCCCUGCACAGGAGUGAAGAGGCAAGCCAUGCCCUUCAAGUGCAUGCAGCUCACUGACUACGUCAUCAAAGUUCCUCACAGCGCCCGGCAGAAGUUUGUGAGGCGAGCCUGGGAGAAGGCCCAAGUCAACGAGAAGUGGUCUCAGAGCAGCUGGGCCAAGAAGAUCGAGGCCAGACAGAAGAGGGCCAAGAUGUCUGACUUUGACCGCUACAAGGUGAUGAAGGCCAAAAGGAUGAGGAACAAGAUCAUCAAGCAUGAGGUGAUGAAGCUCCAAAAGGAGGCGGCAAAGAAGUGAACAAUUUUCACAAAAUAAAUUCUCUGUUCAGUUA
Messenger RNA from Gambusia affinis (western mosquitofish), 569 nucleotides. It is a transcript of the gene rpl14, whose product is annotated as ribosomal protein L14. Lineage: Eukaryota; Metazoa; Chordata; Actinopteri; Cyprinodontiformes; Poeciliidae. Gene Ontology annotation, molecular function: structural constituent of ribosome; RNA binding. Gene Ontology annotation, cellular component: ribosome; cytosolic large ribosomal subunit. Bases 122 to 535 code for a protein of 137 amino acids. The record is from RefSeq and is a predicted model, not a curated record. Gene Ontology annotation, biological process: translation; ribosomal large subunit biogenesis. The transcript is spliced from 6 exons.